GUUAGGAAAAAUAUUUGGAAUUUUGAUUGCUCCUCGUCCUCUAGGUAGGAUCUACGUCUACACAGCUUCAUUCUUUCUAGAUGUAAAAAUUUUUUGGUUGUGGUUUCUCUACAAGAACACCUGUAAAUUUGGGGUACAACCAUGUCGUCAUCAUAGGAAAGGGAGAAGAUACUAGUUGCAACACCUCCUAGCCGCAAUAUGAUAGUGAUUGUGCAGAGGCUUCUCAGCGACCAGGAUCAUGAGGCUGGUUACCAUGCAACGGCGUGACCAGCACCGAAAGGAAACAGCAGUGACGAGAGCCGGUUACUUUUUAUGGGCAGCUUUUCUCCACCUUCCUGAGCAUCUCUUCGGUACCCCUUUGCUUCUUCCAUAGAAGAAUAGUAAAAAGGACAAGGUGGAUCAACUACUCCUAUCCUAACCUGAGAUGAGGGGAACGAGAUGAAUCGAGGUUAGGGGACCGAGGUGUUGAAUCACGAAGUUAAAAGCUGUGGUCAUCUCGUCUAACCUUCCGUCGUUUUCUCGAAGGCGCAUGGCCCUUCUUGUUGGUUCUUACAGUCGAGCUCUACGAUGACUGGUAUACGCGCUUCACCAGUGGGUACACCUGUCCGCCAUGGUACUUUUAAGAAUAGUUCAUUGUAGUGACCAAAUAACUGCAGAGAUCAGUCAGGUAAUAUUUGCAUUCUAACUGCAGAGAAGUCAGGGAUUCUGGUAUAACUGCAGAGAAGUCAGGUAUUCUGGUAUAACUGCAGAGAAAUCGCGAUCAGUACAACUAGGUACAACUAUAAUCUUACUAAGUAGUGAAUACUAGACCUACAACUAGCACUUCUUCUGGAUAUCGAUCAUAAUUGUCUGGCUUGAGUGACCAGAUAAGUAUGUACUUAUCCUGAGUAAGUGUGAAUUAUGAUUCCCGUCAGUAGAAGUCUGCACUAUGAUUCCCCUCAGACAUUAGAGCAAGUCUGUUUUCAGUCAAGGUGAAUCUACUGAAGUAGGGAAGACAUGUAGAACAAGUACAAGUCACAAGUGAUCUAGUCUAAAGGAAACUAUCAAUCUUUAACAGUCUGUCAGUCAAGGGGAGUCUAUUAUAAUCAAUCUAAAGGAAACUAUCAAACAAGUCAAUGAAUACUACAACUACUACUCAUACUAAUCACGCUGUUCCUCUGUAACAGUCCGUCAGCCCUCAAGGGGAGUCUAUAACCUAGAGGAAGCUAUCAAUCUCUAACACUUACCGGAAACGAAAAAGUUUGAUCACGAAAAUGGGAUUUCGCAGAAAGAGGCGCAGUACUUGGAGCAAAAAGCUUCACGAGCUUUCGUCGCAGACGCUCGUGACUUGCUUUUGUAUGUAGCUUUAAGGUUAUCUCAUCAUCAGGUUUGCACGUAGCAAGUUAGUUGAUCAUUACACAAUGAAUUGUGAACGGUGACCUUCUGCUAACAUUACACAAAAUGAAUUGUGAAGUAGAUGCUUCUAUGUAUACUCCUCGACUCAUUGGGCGGUACUUUUACAUAAUGAAUUAUAAGGAGGAUAGAAGCUGAAGCAAGAGAGCACCUUCCUUUACCUCAUGCUUAAAAAGAAGCAUAAAUAGAACAAGCAUAAAUCUGCUGAAAAAGAAGCAUAAGUAGAAGGAUAGUUCCCGCCUAAGUAGAAGGAUGAUAGAAGCGUACCCCACGAUUGAGUCCACUACUUGUACGACCAGAGGCAUAAAUCAAUCAACUUCAAUCAAUCAAUCAACUUCAAUCAAUCAAUCAAUAUACCACGCAUUAUCCUGAAGACUUUUAAUGCUUGGCGCACGUAAAGAGCCUCUUGGUAAAGCUUACCAUGAUGAAGUUCGCGACGCCGUUUGUCCUGUAGGCUACGAAUACGAUUUCCCGGUAUCUGGCACCACCUUUAAGGCUAAAUACACUGUAGGCUAUGAUGAAUACGACUAAAGUGAAUACGAUUACGAAGUACCACUUUUUUUAUGGCUGGUACGUUUUUGAUGGGCUCCUACUUCGUUCCUUCUAAUCGAUCUCUUCUAUAGCGCGACAGGGCUGCAACUUCUAAUGAUCGUCCAUUUCUAUACAAGCGCAUCGAGGUUGAAGAUGCUUGUUCAUCUACUUUUUAUAAGUAAUUUCCUAGGAGAGAUCCAUCUAACUCUCGGCGAUGGGAGUUCAGUCCGCAGUGGAUGGGCAUUCAAAACGAGGCACUCCAAGAACAUGCUCAUGCUCUCCUUCCACCUGCAUCGACUUCAUCAGACACUACUAGGUCACCAUCUUCGCCGGGUACUAGUAGUUCACCAGCAUCGUCUGGAAUCACUAGGUCACCACUACUUUCUUCAUCAGCCACAUCUACUUCCCCAUUUGCCACUCCUGCUUCUGGAACUACGACUUCAACUACGACUUCCAUCCUUUCGACCCCAUUUGCCGUUCGUGAUACGUACGACUCCUACGGACGUUUCCUGUUCUGGAUUUCCAUGUGGCCUGGCUUCGAUGUCCUUUUACUUCUUCUCCUCAUCCUUUUUCGGAGAGGUGUUAAGGCUUCUUGAUGUCGUGUUGAUUAUAAGAAAUUGAUAUAUAAGAAUAUGAUCGUAGUAGUAGCUCGCCGAAUAGAUUCAAUUCAUCAUAAGAAUAUGAAAGUAGUACUAGUAGUAGCACCAGUCUUGAAACGAAAUACGGAAUGAAAACUCAGAAUUUUUCGUACAACGAACUAACUCUUGGAUCUUCUUCGUGUGCUUGUUGAACAGCUUGGGAAGAAGUACCAGGGAUCUUUGACGUGAUCUAAAGCUGUCGCCGAACUCCUUCUUUUGGUUGGUGUGGUCGUCCAAGGUCUGGCCCCGACCACAGUCAAGCGGUCGCUGAACUGCUACGGCUUACGAACUGGUGGUGCAAAUAAACACUGGUUAGGGCAGCCUAAGGUGAUACAUCUUCACAGAGGAUCAUUUUAGUUUUCCAUUUUGUUUUUGUAGGAUCAACAUAUAAAGUAGAUAUCUGUUUCGUCCCCUCGGGAAGACGUUUCAUUCAAUAGAGAACUCAUUCAAUCAAAUUAAUACUGUGCCCCUCUUUGGAAGUGAAGCACGGCAUUAAAUAGCCCCAUCGACAGUUUCGGAACACUGAUCAGGGCGAAACUCCAUUCCAUAGAUAUCUGUUGUAUCUGAUAUAACUUGGACUUCUUCAGGACGAGAUGAAGAAUUGCAACUAGAAGAACACGAAGCUCAUCAAGAUCAACAUCAUACUGAAUAACCGAAGUACAAGAUUUAACAUUAGAAAGAUGACAGCUCUAAACUGAGUAGAAGAAGCACUUUGUCCCUACUGGAUGAGGCCACACACUUCCUGUCUCGACGAUUGCGGCAUGGUCAGCGGACACGCCAACGUCGCGUUUUUCUAUCUCGGCUGGGGUCUUCCGUACUUACUAAGGUCAGGCUUGCUGCUAGAGCUAGAGAAGACUACGAUUAGGACGAGCACUGUUUUUGGGGAAACUACAAAGCUAGAGGAGACUGCGUUCAACACUGUUCUUGGGGGAACGACAGAGACUAGGACUGUUAUAGAGAAGUCUAGCACCACUGUAGUUGGAGAAACCCGCACAAAGUCUCGACUCAUCUCAGGGAACAACUGCGAGCAAGAAACGAACAAUACGAAUAAUUCAUCUAGUGGGGCCGCAAUGAAGUCGUAUGCUGAUUAUCAUCACGACGUGUCAGGGUCAGCAUGUGAUCACGAACAGGUCCUAAACAUCAAGGUGGAUGAAUAUGAUGAGCCUGAUCAUGUUUUAGGCGAAAAGGAUACGGAUGAGAUGACAACAACUGCAAAUAAUACGCUUACACAGUCGAUCAUCACGAGAACUUUCACCGGGGCUGGCACACCUAGGUCAUCGUGUUUAGGCACUAGUAUAUCUGCUAAUUAUAAUAGUACUCGAAGCCUUAGCGAUUCUUCUAGUAGUUGUAAAUCACUCGGCUCCACCUCCUGCAAGGAUAUAAUUGAAGACAACAAGGAGCAGUAUUCGGGAUCGGGAUCGGGCAAUCACUUCUUGGUACAGCCGCUGUUGGACAAAAGUGGAGGUCCACCUGACACGACUAGAAGUCCCGACGACACUACUCCACCUAGCAAGAGUCCUAAACCUAACACUAGCACUAACACUAAGACUAAGAAGCACACUUCUACUUGUAGCCUCAUUAUAGACGAAGAAGUUCGUGCUGGAGGUGAAGAAGCAGGUCGAACUAGGUCCUCGUCGUUGUCUAGAGGUGGCCCUGAACAUGAUCUAUUGAAAAUAAGAGCUUCUUCAAUUUCUUCAGCUCGACUUCUGAAAGCGUCCUCUGCAGGGCCUGUCAGAAGAAGCUCAAGAACGCGUAGUAUACCACUAGCAUCCUUAGAAGUGGAAGUAGAGACGAAGCUGUUGAGGGGAACAAUCGGUGCUCCUGGCGAACUACAGGGAAAGUCAUCCUUAGCACCACCGAAGACGAACUACAGGGGGAACAAGACCAAAAGAUUCAUAAAAAAGGUUGUGGCGAUUGCGGUGCUGGUUUUUCUGCUACUACAGCCCUACGUAAUAGUCGCGUUGGGAGAUCACACACCCUUGCAGGGCUUUAUUGUUAAGGCCCAUAAGCAUUCAUCUUCUUCACUGUGUCUGUGAAGAAAUAACUAAGGCGUUCACAACUCUGUGAGUCUCAGUUAUUUCGCUCGUGGAUCCUGAGAGUAUAAACGUAGAAGAUGAAACAUUACGAGUUGUACUAAUGUUGGCGCUCUCACAGGAGGACUUGCAGGCUUCGCUUUCUAUCGCUACAUCCUGUCAGACGACGUUGUGUACGCAUUUGUAGCAUCGGACAUUGGCAUAUUUCUCGGCUUCCACGAUAAUUACACGAUUUGAUUCCUUGAUGUUUUUGAAAAUUAGCAGACAUGUGGAUGUGAGGGUCGGUUGAUACUAAUUGGAUAUGAUAGAUUUAGUUUUUGAUUUUGAAAACAAGAACAUUGUUCAUUUUCUGAUAUGCGCCGCGCUUGCGUAGAUGACAUCGACAAAAGCAUUCGUAUUCGUUAUUAUGUUUUAGCUUGAAAUUGAACUCCCCGCAUCCACCACCUGGAUGUUGAGUGUUUUCUUUUGAAUUUAGAUGACCUCGUUGACCAUGAUGACCAUCCAUGUCUUUUAAGUAACUACUCGGAGUCAUAGUUGAAGUGCACGAACUAUGAUUUUUUGAUUUUGAGGUAAUUGCUUUCUUUCAGUUUGAUAAGUAGAGUUGUUACGUAAACAAGUACUUAAUAGUGAUGCUAAGAGGUGGAGGCGCACCAGGUGGUGUUGAUCCUAGAUAGGUACUGGCACUUAACACUAGGUAGUCUAACUUCUGAAUCUAUAUAUUCUUCCGCUCGUCACCAGGAUCAAUCGAUCUUUAGUUAGCCUGUCAUAAAUACACAAACUAGUACUACAAAUACAAAUUAUAGUACUAGGUACACAUUUUCCCAGCAGUCACGACGAGAAGCUAACACAUGACAAGCUCUCUUGUCGUGUUGGUUCUCAAAUUUGUUGCAACAGUUGAUUUCUUCAUGUACCAUCAAGAUGGAUUUCUUGAUGAAGGUAUUUUUUCGUCUUUCGUCCUCCGAAAAUCGCACCAGCAGAGAACUGCAAGUCCAAACUGUCAGAAGUGCGUCGAACCUCCUGCAAGAGCGCCUCACGUGC
Molecule: messenger RNA, 5632 nt
Organism: Amoebophrya sp. A25
Lineage: Eukaryota; Dinophyceae; Syndiniales; Amoebophryaceae
Source: the annotation of a GenBank genome assembly